This is a messenger RNA of Suillus clintonianus, 1724 nucleotides long. Its product is annotated as major facilitator superfamily domain-containing protein. Gene Ontology annotation, molecular function: transmembrane transporter activity. The transcript is spliced from 6 exons. Gene Ontology annotation, biological process: transmembrane transport. Lineage: Eukaryota; Fungi; Basidiomycota; Agaricomycetes; Boletales; Suillaceae. Bases 120 to 1685 code for a protein of 521 amino acids. The record is from RefSeq and is a predicted model, not a curated record.
CUACAGUUCCCAUCAGGUACUAAACACUGUCUGCGACACUGAAGCACACAGUCUUCAAUACUACUACUUUUUGGAGUAACAGUCAAGCGGACGACAGUUUGACCCUCUUACAUACAACCAUGAUGGCACGUCAGGAUGAUGGGGAGACUCCUCUUCUGCAACAGCCAGACUCGCCGGAGCAGUCGAUGGUCAACUUGAAGACACCUCUGCCCUGGAAUCAAUUCUGGAUCAUAUUGGUCUUGCAGUUUUCAGAUUUUCUUGUUUUUGAGACCCUUUCCCCGUUUAUACCUGAAGUGAGUGUUUUUUAUUCUGCAUGGAAAUGGAGAUUGCCACAACUGGAAUUUAUCAAGCUGAUCGGAGAUAUUGGCGUGACCAACGGAGACGAUUCCCAGGUUGGAUACUACGCCGGCAUCCUGCACUCAGCGUACUAUGUCUCUCAAACAUUGACUAUUCUCUAUUGGAGUCAACUGUCUGACUAUGUUGGGCGGAAGCCUUUGAUACUAAUUGCUUCGUUUGCGAUAGCUACCACGAUGUUGUCAUUUGGGCUGUCAAGAACCUUUCUCGGUCUACUGGUCAGCCGUAUUAUCUGCGGAGCAUUCAAUGGCGAAAAUGGUGUCGUCAAAAACUUGUUGAUGGACAUCACCGACGCAACGAGUUUGCCCAAGGCAUAUGGAUAUUUGCCAAUUUCAUGGAUGUCAGCGGCCAUAAUAGGGCCGCUUGUUGGUGGAUCGCUCUCCCGACCCGCAGACAGAUUCCCCGAAAUCUUUGGGCGAUCGGAACUGCUGAAGACCUAUCCAUACCUCUUGUCGUGUACUGUUCCAGCUGUAUGUGCCUCUGUUGCUUGGCUGGUUACAUAUUUCUAUCUUAAAGAGAGUGUUUCUACCAAGGCACCCCUUUGGGAGUCGAUCAAGGAAUGGGUCUUGCGACGAUCACAUGCGAAGCCUUCCACACCAUCGAGCUAUGCUCUGACCAGUUCUGGGGAAGAAUCAAACUAUGAGGAGGUCCCGCCACAGCCACUUUCGCUGCGCGCUGUGCUAACUCCAAAGGUCCUGACCGUCAUAGCAAGUAAUGGUACCUUGAGUCUGUUUCAUAUAGCAGUCAGCUCGAUCCUAUCUAUUUUCUUUGCGGCACCUAUUGAACUCGGCGGUCUUUCCCUGGACCCUCCCCGUAUUGGCGCUAUAUUUGCGAUAUCAGCUUUCGCCAGCGGCGCAUUCCAGAUACUUUUCUACGCCCGUCUGCAUGAUCGCUUUGGUGCAUACGUCAUUUUACUGACUGGCCUUUGCUCUGGCAUACCUGUUGUGAUUUUGUUCCCAGUGAUCAACGCUCUGGCUCGAGCCCAUGGAAUAGGUUUGGCGGUGUGGUUGGCCGUUGCCAUUCAACAGGUGCUGAUGGCUAUCUUUGAUAUGUGCUUCGCUUGCAUUGCAUUGUUUAUUAGAGCCUCUGCUCCCAAUCGCGCUUCGAUUGGAGCUACCAAUGGAGUCAUCCAGCUGGUUGCCGGAGGAGCCAGGAUCAUUGGCCCAGCAUCUGGGGCUGCAGUAUUUUCUUAUUCGAUGCAGGAAGGUCACGAUGCGUGGUUGGCAUACUAUUUCUUCGUGACCUUGGGAUUUCUCGCUGUUGGCACUUCUGUAUUCCUUCCUCGGGAUCCUCGUCUAUGGGAAGAACGCAAAUACUAUGACUAUCGGUGACAUCACUGACGUGUCUUUCAUUUGUCGUCUACUCUGUUU